Messenger RNA from Siniperca chuatsi (mandarin fish), 2228 nucleotides. RefSeq names its product ALK and LTK ligand 2-like. Gene Ontology annotation, molecular function: receptor signaling protein tyrosine kinase activator activity; receptor tyrosine kinase binding. The transcript is spliced from 6 exons. Lineage: Eukaryota; Metazoa; Chordata; Actinopteri; Centrarchiformes; Sinipercidae. Gene Ontology annotation, biological process: positive regulation of ERK1 and ERK2 cascade; positive regulation of ERK5 cascade. Bases 598 to 1098 code for a protein of 166 amino acids. The record is from RefSeq and is a predicted model, not a curated record.
CUCCUCCUCCUCCUCCUCCUCCUGUAUUUCCGUAAUCUGGCAGAGUCGCGCGUGUGGAGAGACGGAUGAUUAUUUCCACAGAGGAAAGAGGAGGAGAAGGAGCGCGCGCUGCAGACACACCUGAUCAGCCUGAUCGAUAUAUUAUAUUAGAAUAGAGACGCGGAGCUGCAGGUCGUCCUGUGCCACGCGCGGCUUUAAUUGGACGCAAGAGUGUCUCUCUGGACCGGACUGGAAGUCUUCUCUUCGGUCCGCAGAGCAAAGGCAUGAACCCGUCCAGCUCUCUGACGGCUGCUGCCGGAAGGACCGGCUGCUGAUGAAGAUGAUGAAGGUGCUUCCUCAGCUCCACGCGCUCCACCAGUGACCCGCGCCGGUCUAAGAUGCCACGGGGCCCCGGCGCUCGGCACGCGGCUCGGAUCGAGAAUAACCCGGGAUAAUAAAACACAAAAAGACACAAAAGCGAAACAAAAGAAGAAAUCCACCUCCUCGGGGAGUCGCCCCGAACCGGGACAAGCCGGGAGGGAGAGCCCGGGAUCAGCGCGCGGUGCGCCGGGGAGCAGGGGCGCGCUGAGACGCUAAAACAGCCGCAGACAGGUCCGCAUGAUGCUGCUCCCGCGGCUUCCGGUCCUGUCGGCGCUCCUGGUCCUGCUGCUGGCCGCGGGACGCUGCACCGCGGCGGCCUUGCUCCGGGGCUCCGGCACCCGAGCGGACGGAGGUCUGGAGGGCCGCAGCAUGCUGGAGCUGGUCGGCCGGUACCCGAGGAGGACUGAGACGGCGGGGGGACUCACCGGACACGGAGUCAGAACCCCGGACAGAGACGGCAGGUCACAGCAAGGACCGGAGGGCCACCCCAGAGAUCCGCAGCACAAGGACAAGUUCCUCCACCACCUGACAGGUACGAGCGCCAGCAGCCACUUACAGACCCGCUCAUGCAGCCUGGGAGCAAACUGUGCAGGUCCUCUUUACUUCAACCCAAAGUGCAGAAAACAUUUCUACAGACUGUACCACAACACCAGAGACUGCACAAUACCUGCCUAUUAUAAAAGGUGUGCUCGUCUGUUGAUUCGAUUGGCCAACAGCCCUCGCUGUAUGGAGAGAUAAACGGACCGAGAGACGCCUCUGGACAGGAAGUGUCGCCGUGACCACGAGGAGGGUGGGGCAUCUUAACGAGGGCCGUCGACCGACAGCCAACAGAAACUACUCCGAGUUAUCUACUGCAGCCAGACGACGUUGCUGCGCGACCAGCGACCAGGAUGCGGUUUUCUGCUCGGCCCUCUCCUGAAUGACCCCCCCUGCUCUGCUGCGCUCUACUAAACUCAGCUCGGCGCCGACUGAAGAAGGACCUCCGCCGACAGGAGUGGACGGAAACCAGCAUUCCUUCGCGUUUUCUUUUCGCCAUUUUCUGCACAUUUUGUUGAAAUGUGUUUGGACGGAAACUCGACUCACGAUCUGAUCUCAAAAGACUAAAGCGUUGUGUAGUCUGAUUUUGGCGUUAGUCUACUCAUCUUGACUCAACUUCAUCCCACUCAGUCGUACUCAGUUUAGUUCAGCUCUGCUUGAUUUAAAUCCUCUUUUUACUGCUCGACUCUAACUCCUCCUCUUCCUCCUGUCACAGCUCAGGCCUCUAGUCGACUUGCCUUCACUAGACUCUAAUCUCUUCGACUACUCAUCCACAGUCUUGUUGUCAAAACAUCUUCUCUACUAGAUUCUUCCUCCCUCUCGCUCUGUCCUGCUGGACUCGACUCUGCUGAACGCCACACCGACCGGAGGCCCGUCUUCAUCGUCUCUUCUCACAUUCAGACUGAGAAGAAGCUGCAUUUCUGUUUUUCUCAGGUGAGCGUCCUCCUGAUGAUGCAGCUUCUGGAAAACAGCGAGCUGAAUCGAGGUGGAUCGCAGAUUUGAUCUGGAAACUUUCAUCUGGGGCCGAAUGUCUUCUUCUCGUUCUCGCAGGACAACAGUGUUUUGGUUUUUGUGUUAUUUUGGACGACGGACGCUUAAAACACGGAGGAAAUAAACGGACAAAUCCUCUGAUUAACAGCGUUUUGUUGCCUUUUGUUCUGCCGUCCUGUGCGACAGAAACAUCAGAGACGCUGAAUGUGUUUAAUGUUACAUGACGCAUAAUAAUAACUGAUAAUUAUAGUAAUAUUCCAGUGUAUUUAUAUUGUUUACGCUGCCGCUCCAUGUGCAAUAUGUACAUACUGAAAGAGGAAUAAAGACACACAUUUGAUAUA